AGUGGUGGAUGAUGAUCCAGAUGGAGUCGUCGAUGAUGAGCCAGAUGGAGCAGUCGAUGACUUGGUAGUGGAUGAUCCAGAUGAAGUAGUCGAUGGCUUAGUGGUGGAUGAUGAUCCAGAUGGAGUCGUCGAUGAUGAGCCAGAUGGAGCAGUCGAUGGCUUAGUGGUGGAUGAUGAUCCAGAUGGAGUGGUGGAUGGGGUGGUAGAAGAUGAGCCAGAUGGAGCAGUCGAUGACUUGGUAGUGGAUGAUCCAGAUGGAGUAGUCGAUGGCUUAGUGGUGGAUGAUGAUCCAGAUGGAGUCGUCGAUGAUGAUCCAGAUGGAGUCGUCGAUGAUGAUCCAGAUGGAGUCGUCGAUGAUGAUCCAGAUGGAUGGUGGAUGGAGUGGUGGAUGAUGAUCCAGAUGGAGUCGUCGAUGAUGAUCCAGAUGGAGCAGUCGAUGGCUUAGUGGUGGAUGAUGAUCCAGAUGGAGUCGUCGAUGGAACGGUCGAUGGGGUAGUAGUAGAUGAACCAGACGGAGUGGUGGAUGGAGAAGUCGAUGGAGUAGGUGGGGUGGUCAAUGAAGUGGUCGAAGAAGACCCAGUGGUGGAGCUUCCACAAUUGUUGCCGCUCCAGCAUAAUUCGGGUAAGUCAAACUGACCGCCAGUACCACAACCGAAGGAGUAGUC
Molecule: messenger RNA, 665 nt
Organism: Pichia membranifaciens NRRL Y-2026
Lineage: Eukaryota; Fungi; Ascomycota; Pichiomycetes; Pichiales; Pichiaceae
Exons: 2
Source: RefSeq, a predicted model, not a curated record